Molecule: messenger RNA, 558 nt
Organism: Tigriopus californicus
Lineage: Eukaryota; Metazoa; Arthropoda; Copepoda; Harpacticoida; Harpacticidae
Exons: 2
Coding region: 163-540 (125 amino acids)
Source: RefSeq, a predicted model, not a curated record
AAAAAAAACGAAAAGUGGACGUUGUCAACAUUAGAUUGUUGCUAGUGCCUCAGUCCGAUCAGUGCGAAACUUGUUUGCCUUUGGACCUUCUUAAAGAGGGACAAGUUGAGUCGAGGCAUAUUCUGUGUGACUUUGCUAGAGUGCCAAGAAAAAUCCGUCACAAUGAGAUCGUUAGGGUUCUUGUGUAUUUUGGUCAUUCUCAUUGAGAGUUCUACAUUUGCGUUGGAACUAAACCUCCGUGAUGAUUUCCAAUUUGCCAUCACAACGAGGAGGGACUUCAACCAGGACUGUUCGGGAACGGCUGAACUACGACGAUCGGGUGACAACCGUUUGGAGCUAGUCGCCGAGGAUCAAUCCAAAUUACCAAGAAGCCAUCGACGCAAUGUGGAUUAUUUGAUUGUUGGAACGUGUUGCUUUGAAAUGUACAGCAAGCCCUAUUAUCGAGGAACCCGAGAACUCUAUCUACCUGGACAAAGGGGAACCCGUCGACGAUUAGGCUCCAUCGCCAAAGUAGCGUGUCCAACGACAGAGAGCAAAUAAAUUCAAGUGUGAAAGCGA